AUGCGGGGCCCCAGCGUGACUCUAUGGCUCCUCCUGGCUCUGCGCUCGGUGCUCGGUGGGAUGCAGGUGCGAUGGUGCACCACCUCAGACCCUGAGCAGCAGAAAUGCAGCGACAUGAGCCAGGCCUUCCAGAGGGCCGGCCUCCAGCCCCCCCUCCUCUGCGUGCAAGGUGCCUCCGCUGACCACUGCGUCCAGCUCAUCGCGGAUGAGGAAGCCGACGCCAUCACACUGGACGGAGGCGCCAUCUAUGAGGCUGGCAAAGAGCAUGGCCUGAAGCCUGUGGUGGGCGAAGUCUAUGAUCAAGAAGUGGGCACCUCCUAUUAUGCUGUGGCUGUGGUUAGGCGCGGCUCCAACCUGACCAUCGGCACCUUGAAGGGCGUCAAGUCGUGCCACACGGGACUCAACCGCACAGUGGGCUGGAACGUGCCUGUGGGCUACCUGGUGGAGAGCGGCCGCCUCUCCGUCAUGGGCUGCGAUGUGCUCAGAGCUGUUAGUGAGUAUUUCGGGGGCAGCUGCGUCCCAGGAGCAAAAGAGACCAGCUACUCCGAGUCGCUCUGUCGCCAGUGCAGGGGCAACUUAGCAGGAGAGGGUGUGUGUGAGAAGAGCCCCCUGGAGCGAUACUAUGACUACAGCGGAGCCUUCCGGUGCCUGGCAGAAGGGGCAGGGGACGUGGCCUUCGUGAAACACAGCACGGUGCUGGAGAACACAGACGGGAAAACACUGCCAUCCUGGAACCAGGAGUUGCAGUCCCAAGAUUUUGAGCUACUGUGCCGGGAUGGGAGCCGGGCAGAGGUCACCGAGUGGAGGCGCUGCCACCUGGCUCGAGUGCCAGCCCAUGCUGUGGUGGUCCGGGCCCAGACAGAUGGAGGCAUCAUUUUCCAGCUGCUCAAUGAAGGCCAGCGUCUGUUCAGCCACGAGGGCAGCAGUUUCCAGAUGUUCGAGUCCGAUGCCUACGGCGAGAAGAACCUGCUGUUCAAGGACGCUACGUCGGAGCUGGUGCCCAUUGCCACCCAGACCUAUGAGGCCUGGCUGGGCCGCGAGUACCUGCACGCCAUGAAGGGCCUCAUCUGUGACCCCUACCGCCUUCCCCGUGACCUGCGUUGGUGUGUGCUGUCCACCCCUGAGAUCCAGAAGUGUGGCGACAUGGCUGUGGCCUUCAGCAGGCAGAGGCUCAAGCCGGAGAUCCAGUGCGUGUCAGCCGAGUCCCCCCAGCACUGCAUGCAGCAGAUUCAGGCCGGCCAGAUCGACGCGGUGACGCUAAGAGGAGAGGACAUUUAUGCAGCUGGCAAGACUUACGGCCUGGUGCCUGCGGCCGGGGAACUGUAUGCCCCCGAAGACAGAGGCAGCGCCUACUUCGCGGUGGCCGUGGUGAGACGCAACAGCUCGGACGCCUUCAGCCUGGACGAGCUGCGCGGCCGCCGGUCCUGCCACUCGGGCCUGGGCAGCCUCGCGGGCUGGGACGUCCCCGUGGGCACCUUGACCUACAAGGGCCUCCUCCGGCCCCGGGACUGCGAUGUGCUCACAGCUGUGAGCGAGUUCUUUGACGCCAGCUGUGUGCCCGUGAACAACCCCACUGCCAGCUUUCCCUCCUCACUCUGCUCGCUCUGCGUUGGGGACGAGCAGGGCCGCAACAAGUGUGCAGGCAACAGUCAGGAGCGCUACUACGGUGACAGUGGAGCCUUCAGGUGCCUGGCAGAGAAAGCGGGGGACGUGGCCUUUGUAAAGCACACGACAGUCUUUGACAACACGGAUGGCCACAAUUCUGAGUCCUGGGCUGCUAAGCUGAGGUCAGAAGACUAUGAGCUGCUGUGUCCCAAUGGAGCACGAGCUGAGGUGCUCCAGUUCUCAGCCUGCAAUCUGGCGCAGAUCCCAGCACAUGCUGUCAUGGUCCGGCCAGACACCAACAUCUUCACCGUGUACGGCCUGCUGGACAAGGCCCAGGACAUGUUUGGAGACGACCACAAUCAGAAUGGCUUCAGGAUGUUCGACUCCUCCGACUACCAUGGCCGGGAUCUGCUCUUCAAGGACUCCACAGUUCGGGUGGUGCCUGUGGUGGAGAAAACCACGUACGGGGACUGGCUGGGCCAUGACUACAUGGCUGCCCUGGAAGGGAUGCUCUCUCAGCAGUGCUCCAAUGCAGGUAGGGCCUGGCUGGGUUCAAAUUCAUGCCCCACAGAGGAAGAAGAAGUGCUCGGUAGCUCCUGGGGUCAUUCUGUACUCGCUGCCCCCAAACCCUUGGUGGACUUAGCGGUCUCACCAUCACUGCCUCAGGACUCUACCUGCCCCUGCUGUUCCCACUGGUGUUCACAGCCCAUCUUCUCCAGCCCUGCCUGUGAGACGUCCCUGGAAGGGAGCCCCCCCUCAGAGGUCGGUGCCAGAGCGGUCAUUCACCAUCGUGGGUUCCACAAAGGCUGCUCAGAGGGAAGCCCAAGAAGGAGAGGAACCCUGCCAGAAGCACCUGAGCCCGGACACCCUGACUCCAGCCCCAGCGUUCCUGUUAUUGCUGCAAACUGGAGCCAGGAUGAGUGUUCGUGUCCCUCGCACUGCCUGGGUGUGAGCAGCCUCCCCUGCUGGAAGCCAGCCUCUGCCUCCCAGGCACCACCUGUCCCUCUGCUACCUGAGGCGGGGGCUAGCAGCUGCCCCAUCACGCCCCACCCACAGGCUGGCAUAGCCACUUCCCUGCGCUCAACUGUCCCUGCAUCAGCAGUGCCCCCAGCCACACUGCUGGGCUCAGCCCUGGGCUUGGCCUGUGGGCCUGAAACAGGGAUGCCCCAGCCCAGCAAGAGCCACAAGACCAGGGUGGGAACUAAGAGCCUGUCCCCUGGGACAAUCACCAGCCAGUGCCUGGACAGACUGCUCUGUGAUUAUUUAUCUGAGGAGCCAGGAGAAAAACAGAAGUUUCCGGAAGUGCCAGUUCUUGCUCUGAUUGUGCUCCCUGAAAGUAAAGAAGGAAGAGAAUUGAAAAACAGGAGUCACCCCCAAUCCGACCGUCAGCAGCCCGGGAGCCGCGUGGGCCUGAGCUAUUUGCAGCCCAGUCUGCGGGGGACUUAG
Messenger RNA from Suncus etruscus (white-toothed pygmy shrew), 3051 nucleotides. It is a transcript of the gene MELTF, whose product is annotated as melanotransferrin. The transcript has 18 exons. Gene Ontology annotation, biological process: iron ion transport. Gene Ontology annotation, cellular component: early endosome; plasma membrane; extracellular region. The coding region runs from base 1 to 3051 and encodes 1016 amino acids. The record is from RefSeq and is a predicted model, not a curated record. NCBI's taxonomy places the organism in Eukaryota, Metazoa, Chordata, Mammalia, Eulipotyphla, Soricidae.